AUGGCCAUGGAAGAUGGUGAUUCCAUUUCGACCUGGAGUCGACUCGAGAAUCCCGCCAGCUUUGGACCGGAUAUGAUCGUCGACACGGUUACAAGCCCGCAGACGCCCCUUUUUGGUGCAGACAGACCUAUCACCAGAAGCCCUCUAAUAAACACAACGCAUGAGCAGAGUCCUGGACCCUCAAACGAUGCCGCAUGCCGUGGUCGCGAUUCACUGGGCUGUCUCCCGCGAAAUAUAAUUGAGAGGAUUUUGUAUAUCGUAGACGCAAAUUCAUUCGCCUCUCUUGCACUUUUAAAUAGUAAAUGGCGGAGCGUCUCAGAUUUGCCAGAACUUUAUCGCUAUCAUCUAGAUGGUUGUGUCAGAACCGUCUUACUCAACAAAGAUGACGUCCUCCGUCCCUGGGCAUCGGAGGAUCUUUGGCACCUGAAACGAAGAUUCGCUCGUGAAGCCAGGAGGAAUCUAUUUGAAUCUUUUCUUGGAGCGCAGAAGACUGUUGUCAAUCUCAUUUCGGCUUCGGCAAGCUCAGCAUCAGCAUUUCCCCAAGGAGAAGCGUUUCGAUUUACCUUCUCGGCCAAUGGACGGCAACUCUUAGCCCUAAGUUCGUCCAGAAUUUUCGUCGUUGAUUUAGCCACUAGUCCAAUAUCAGUUUCAUACGAAUUGAAGACUUUGCGACGGCCGCACACGGCUACAAUAGUAGAUGACGCAAGCCUACUGGCGGUUGUUUCCACGACGCAUCAAGCGAACAUUUACCGCCUGGUAAAUAGAGAUGUAAAGUUAAUUCAGUCUAUUUCGUUGGAUGAAGUUCCUCGUACCAUUUCGUUCUCCCCAGAAGGAACGGUUUUAGCAUUUGCGUAUGAUGGAGGUAUUGAAGUCCAUGCUUUGGGGGAGAACGCACUGGCGACUGACCGCAGGGCUGUACGGUGUUUUGCUACGGAUAUGCUAUCCUUCUCGCGGGAUGGUUUGAUGUUAGUAGGUUCGUCCAAUGAUCCACUUGAAGCCAGAAUGGUUUCCAUUUCACCGCCUCUUUAUAUGGACCUGGAAUCAGAGUUGCCUUCCCCCGAGUUUCAAUCCCGAAUGUGGGCAACACAGAUACUAUCUCCGGACAUUACCAUUGGUUACAACAACAUGACCCUCGUUCCUUCUAAAGCUGCUGAUGCAGGCGUCACUUGGAUCGUUGGAUAUGACUCCCAGUUGCAAGUCUUUAGGCUCGGUCAGCUUGAUGAUACCCGGGCUGGGUUUACCUAUUUUGUUGGCCCUGGAGGAGAUGGUGAAAUAAAAGAGCCAGGCCCAAGCUCUGAGCCAACAGCAAGCUCUAAUGGUGAACUACUGGCCUUAGGUUUCCAAGGUUCUGGAAUUUGGCUUUAUGGAAUUCCGGACGUGUCUGGUUGUCCCUCAGCAUCAUACAUGGUCCUGGAACGCAGCUGGGGUUCUAUGUUAGCGCGUACGAAUUCUCAAAGGCUCAACAAAGUGAUUAAACCCCCUAGCCACUUGGUUCACGGGAGAUUGUUGUCAUCCAUAACUGAUAUUACAGCCAUAAAAUGGGUCAACACUAAUCUGAAAACCACUGGAAAUCAAGGUCUUCAGAGACUAGUGGCUGUAGCUCCCGGCGGCGUUAGGUCUCAUUUUGGGGAGGUGGUUGGCGAUCAUCUGCCAGUCGAUGGUGGCAGGAUUGUGGUUUUUGAUUUCGCGCGUUCUUCAGCUGAUGGAAAGGCAGUUGAUAUCACAAUCGAGGUGGGAGAGGCAGAGCCCACACCUUUACACGAACGGGGUUCAACCCUCGACGUUGAGGUUGAGCUGGAGAGGAGAAGGACACGAGUCAAUCGAUGCGGCGGACUAGGGAGGAAUCGCAAUACUGUCAUUGAACGUUCCAUGGCGCUAUCAAGGCACCGCGCUAGUAUUGGAAGUGCAAACAUUGAGCCUGUUGUUCCAGAGAGAACUCAUCGAAAUAGCGUUUCCCAGCCUGGCUCCCCCACAGAUUCCAUCCUAGUUGUGGAUCUCCAGGCAGUUGAAAAUCCCUAUUCUAAUACCCAGCCUCGAUCCCAAGACAUUCUCAGUCGAGCUGCUACUGCAGCAGCAGCUGAUCGGGGCCGGAGUCGCUUCCAAAAUCCCCGCUACCAGCAAUCGAUGGGUUCAGGUAAUCGUAGACAAUUUGCACCUCAUGAAAGUGAUGCAGAUAACUGGGUUCCUCCGCCACCGCCAUAUACCCCCAAUGCGGACGAGCCGCUACCAGAACAUAUGCAAAGAUUUUUGCUUCCCUCAGCGACCAAGCCUAUCCCUGGGGUGGCCCAAGAAUUUUCUCCACAGCACCGAUGGGCACAAACAUCUCGAUUCGAAUCGAUGACACAGAAUGCCAUGGAACGGACUACGUCAACCAUGGAUCGUAUUAUUGUCCCUAGGGCGAGGUUGAGAAAGUCCCCGGAUACUCUAGGUGCAGGUGACCUAGCCAGAGACAAUGCUACCUCCCGCCACUCUCCUAGAAGCAGAAGAACAGUCUCUGAUGGGAUAUCUCGGAUUAUUUCUUUGCGGGAAAGUCGGGUUGGCCCCCAUCAUGUUCAACCUGGAGGAAGGCCUGGGUGUACAACACCCGGUCCAACUCGUGCAGAAAACUCAGAGUCAUACUAUUUGUCAGGUCCUCCCCAACGACUUGUGAUAAAUACGCAGAUUCAGGCACCCUCGAUGGAUCGGACCCCAUCAGGAUUUACCAAUGCAUCGUCCGUAGAAACUUGGUCAGCAAGACCGUCAAUCCUUCCUGGAUCUGCGUUACAAGAACGACCCGAGAAUCUUAUUUCCCCGACGGUUGCAGAAUAUUCUCAGUCUGACUCUACGCUAUCUCGAGUGAUUGGCAGGAACGGACCUAUUCAUCAUUUGGACAUAGAUCGUAAUAAGUUAUCCCCAUCUUUCCAUACCGUCUUGCAGGGAGGAAUACGAAUGGGAAACAGUGGAUUUUCCACCAUGACUCAGGAUUCCAUCGAUGAAAGUGUCCAAACAACGGCAAGCAACCCGAAUCUCAGUUACACAACACAUGAACGCCCUGACAAUUUAAGAACACCCCGACUAAAUGCGAGGAACACUGAAAGCUCUUCGCGCCAUAGUGCUCCUCCAAAAUUUUCUCCUGUUCUAACCAAGCCACACGCUUUAUCCACUCCUCACUUACACUUACAGUCUCAUGGGCCUCGCCGUAUGGAGGAAAUUUUCAACAUCAGCUCAAAUCCGGAGUCGCAGCGAUCUAGACCAAGAUCGCAAGACGUUCCUCGGCAUAAACCAAUGACUGGUGGCGCCUUCUUUGACGUACGCUCAGGGCGAGUUCUUUCAAGUUCUCAAUCCGAUGCAGGGGUAGGACAUCGUGCGAGGACGGAAGAGCUGAGAGAAAGGAUGAUAGAUUGGAGCCAGCUUGAGAGAGAGAGAAAGAAGAAGAAAGAUGCUAGGUGUACAAUUAUGUAA
Molecule: messenger RNA, 3441 nt
Organism: Paracoccidioides lutzii Pb01
Product: F-box domain-containing protein
Exons: 2
Coding region: 1-3441 (1146 amino acids)
Molecular function (GO): protein binding
Source: RefSeq, a predicted model, not a curated record